This is a messenger RNA of Myiozetetes cayanensis, 5755 nucleotides long. It is a transcript of the gene PPP1R26, whose product is annotated as protein phosphatase 1 regulatory subunit 26. NCBI's taxonomy places the organism in Eukaryota, Metazoa, Chordata, Aves, Passeriformes, Tyrannidae. Gene Ontology annotation, biological process: negative regulation of phosphatase activity. The record is from RefSeq and is a predicted model, not a curated record. Gene Ontology annotation, molecular function: protein phosphatase inhibitor activity.
CCGCCCGCCCCUGCACCAGCGCGGCGGGCAGCGGCGGAGCGGAGCCCGGCGGAGCGCGCAGCCCGGCCGGGGCUCCGCCGAUUUUUUCACCCCCCUCUCGCCGCGCCCCGCGUCCCCCCGUCCCCUCUCGGGCUCCUCUCGGCAGGAUGGAAGAGAGACCAGUCUGAAAAACUGUUCCAUCGUGGACUUUGCUGUUGCCUGCUAGAAUGUUCCUUAUGAAUGCUCCUCCUUUGGUAGCUCUUCAGACAAAAUGGGAGUCCUUUGGACCAGCGGGGAAUUAUAGAUAUCCCGUUUGCUUCCCUGAAUCUGACGGGGACGUCACGAGAACCUCUGUAAGUGCAAAAGUUCAGAUGAUCAUAAACAACCUGCAGAGUCAAGAGUCUGCCCUGGGUAUGAACAAUGAGUGUGGUUGUAUUAUGCAGAAGAAACAGAAGGGAGAAAAAGGCACCAGUAACAGAGUCACAUCGGGCACCCCCUUGCUGCGGAAGCAGCCUCCGUAUACCAAGUGUGGAUGCCCUGAGGAUUCAGGUGGCACUGAAGUGGAAGAGAAUGUGGAGUUUGGGACCCUCCUGCUCGAUUCUGACAGCGACGACUCUGUGGACCGAGGAAUAGAGGAGGCCAUCCAGGAGUACUUGAAAGCAAAAGGCAAAAGCGACCAGUCCUUGCCAAGGAAUGCCGAGUGUUCCGUGACGACAAGCAGAGACAAGAGGUUUAAGAGAGAAUUCUCGCAGAGCAAAACGGCUGGUGACCUCCUCCCUGUGAAAUUUAAAGCUGAGAUGCUCUCUGAAGAGUACCUGUCUGACCACCUGGGAAUUGGGAAGAGGCUCCAGCCUGCUUCCCCUCAGAGCAUCAGCAGCGACGACUCUUUCGAACAGAGCAUACAGGCUGAAAUAGUGCAGUUCUUGAACGAGAAGAAGCAGCAAGAAAUUAGUAAAUGUGUUAGUGAGGGGGAUAAAAAGGAUUCCCGGGUGAGAUCUGUCCUCAAAUGCAACAAAGACACAACAAACAGGACGAACUGUGGUGGUAUAAAGCGAGGUUGUAAGGCGCUGCUCCUGAGACACCAUCCCAAGCUGCAGAAAUCCGGCACACAGUCCAAGUGUUUGCAGUCAAAAAUCCAAGCAGAGCCCAGUGAGUUCAGCCAGGUGAACCAAGCGUAUCUGGAAAUGGGCACUGCCAGCCAGCCCUGGCUCGUGGAGCAGGAUGAGGGAAGUGGAGCUCAUUACUGGGAGCCAAGGGAAGCACUUAGCAAGGAGAGCAUGCACACAUCUGACUCGAGCAGUGAUGAUGGCAUUGAAGAGGCCAUUCAGCUUUACCAGCUGGAGAAAAUCAGGAAAGAGGCAGGUGAUGCAGCAGACUGUGUCCCUUUGCAGAGGGAACAAUUUGAUCCAAAGGGUAUGGCGGACAUUUCUGCCAGCCUGACAAUUAGCUCCACAAAAAGUGCCUCACCAGAAAUCCGUAAAAGCCCUAUAAGCAACAAGAGAAAAGAAAUUAAUUCCAAGCCAGCGGGAUUAGAAAGCACCAGCAAUGACUUUAACAAGCUGUUUAAACCACUGAAAAAAGCCAGGCAUUUUGCACUUCCAGAAAACAAGAUUGCUGCUUGCGAGCUCACGUUGCAGGCCUCUUGCAGAGCAGACACAUCUGCGGAGCUCAUGUGUGCAGAAGCUAUCCUUGAUAUUUCCAAAACAAUCAUGCCAUCCCAAAUGGGAAGUGACAACAAAUCGCUGGCUGCGGACUCCUUCUUUUCUCCCCAGCUUCUGUCCUCCUCCCGUUGUGAAAGUGACAGCAGCCUUGUGGACAGUGAUGACAGUAUAGAGCAGGAAAUCAGGGCUUUUUUGGCUCUGAAGGCACAGUCGGAAAACCUUGGAGCAAAGCCUCCCAGCCUGUCACGCUCGAUCCAGAUGCCUCUGCCUUCCGAUCAAAACAGCCUCAGCAGUACCCUGGAGCCUCCUCUUCCCAAAACACUGAAGCUGUCCCUGAGUCGGAAAAGGAGACUGAAAAGGGAAGGCAGAGCAGCGAAACAAGGGGCAUCAAAAACACCUGAGCAGCUGCAGGUGGGACUUUUCCAAGCAGGUAACUAUUCAAAAUUUCCCGUGCUCCCAGAGGAGUGUGCCCUGAGCCCUGCAGAACCCUGUGAUGCUCAGAGCCUCAGUAGUAAAGAGACGAGGCAGCAGCAGCUCGUGUCUCCCACAUUGUCUGGCUCUGAUGGCAGAUGUGUGGCCUUGGACUCUGUAAACCCCUUUCUGCAGGUUCAGAGUAGCACAAGAAAACUCAUGAAAAAUACGACCCAAACUCCUGAGAGGGAGGGGUCGGAUGAUGAGAGCAGCUCUCUGGACAGCGACGAGGACCUUGAUAGUGCUAUCAAGGACCUGCUGCGGUCGAAAAGAAAGCUAAAGAAGAAGUCCAAGGACCAAAAAUCCCAGUGCAAGAAGAGAGUCAGAUUCAGCGAGACAGAAGCUCAGCUGCUGGAUGAUUUCAGCAGCCUCCAACAAAACGAGUGGAAAUGUAAAAAUCCUGCGCUGCUGAAAAGCUGCCUCUCGAAACCCAGGAAAGCCGUGAGAGAGAGCACAGUGAGGAGCCCUUCAGACAACAUGAGCAUCAAACUUCCCAAUGAGAAACCAGAAACCGUGAAAAACUUGGAGUUUAACUUACAGCUUAAAAAAGGGAAUAAACCUAAACCAGUUUCGAACCCGCGGGUGGCUAAAAAUAGAAAAUGUUCUUUCCCAGCUGUGUGCGACACCGACGACAGCAGCUCAGUGGACAGCGACGACAGCAUCGAGCAAGAAAUCAGGAAGUUUUUGGCAGAAAAGGCCAAAGACUCUGCAAGCAGUUCAGAGAUACAAAAAGAUGAUUUAGACCUAUUUAGAGUGACCAAACAAACUGGUAGUAGAGGAAAAGCGAAGCAGCAGCCGGUGGAGAACGAGAUCAACCUCGUGCCGGGUCAGAGUAAAAAGACUGAGGUACCUCAGCAAACUGGGGAGUUGAGGAACUCCCAGAGAACAGAAGGGAAAAGUGCAAUGUUACAUGGCAGUGGGAAAUGUGGUUCCUCUGCAGAGAAUGUUCAUGCUACUGGUCAGUCAAAAGCUAAGCAAGGAGCGGGGGGGUUUAAAAGUGGUGCUGCUGAGUUACCUGGGAACGCAACGGGUAAAAAGAAUGUCCGCAAAACAGAGCCCCCUAAACCCAGCAAAAAUGAAGGUUGUAAAGUAGAGAAAGUCAUGAGUGCAAAGCCCAGAUCUAAAAGAAAGAACACCUUUCACCUAAAAAUUUCCAGUAAAUUUAUUGCAGGUCUCAAAUACGCCCGGGACAGGAAGAAAUCGAUGCUUUUGAACAAAAGGCAGAAAGCAGAGAGUUUGCUGGCCCAGAGCAGCACGCCGGGAGUGGAGGCAGCUUCCCAGGAUACACAUGUACUUCACCCCUUGCCAACAGGUGAAUUUAGUGGGGAGAGUACGACAGCAAUAAAAGCAUCCAGUUCUUCUCAGAAGGUCACUGUGGGAGUGUCAAGUCCCCACGCAGCAGAAACCUGUGCAGGAGUUGAGGCUGCUCCUCUGUGUGUCACAGGGGAAGCCGAGGGGUGCAGAAAGGCUGAUGCCUCAGGAGAUCAGUCACAUUCUCACUCGAGCCUCCCCUGUCAGGAACAGAGCGAGGCAGCAGUAAAAGCAGAGCAGGUUUGCAGAGGAACAUCCAAAGCUGAGAACACACUGAUGUGGAUAGGAGAUACCCACACAGGCAGCUGGGCUGAUUCAAAUGUAGAUCCCCCACACCCCGAGUGCAGCGUGGCAGCUGGAAAAGCAGAUAAAAUCAGCAGGGACACAGCUCAGCAGAGUGCACAGGCAUGCAGUAAGGGAGGGAAUAACCACCUGGACAAGAGGCCAGAUCCAAGUUUAGCUUGCCCACAGCAGGAAUUAAAUGUGGCAGCAGCAGCAGUGGAUAGAACUAAUGGAGGAGCAUGUGCAGAUAACAGUGUGCAGAUGUGCAUUAAGGAAGAAAAAGCUGACAGGCAGGAAGAAAUGCAAGUAACCAGCUCCAGUUUGGAAGGAAAAAUACCUGUCCUGCAGAACAGGGAAACUGCUAGUGAAGUGCACCAAGGGCAGGAAGUUUUAGCCAAAACCUGUGCAAAAUUUACUGACCUAUCUGCAGGGGACUGCCCAGAUUCCCUCUUGGAAAAAAAGGUUUCAAAUGUGUAAGUACACUUUUUUUUUUUUACAGUAACAGUCAUUUUAGAAAAUACCUGUCAUGGUAAUUACCUUGAUGAAAGGUGAGACAGUGGGAGAUGCUGUUACCUGUACACCAUACACACACUAAUGUGAAAAUGCUUCUAUUUAACAGGGAUAUCGUGGAUAAACAUACAUAGUUUUUGUAGAAUUUUGUAAAUUAUUUAAAAAGUGCUCUAAGGAAAUAUUUUUUAUAAUGAUUUAUAGGGCUUGCAUUACUACAGGAAGCUGUAGUUGCUGUAGAUAAGAUACUGGCUAAUCACACUUUAAAUUAUGAGGCCUCUGAUCACCUAUCAAAGGGGAACCUGUUUGCACACAGAAUAUAUUUGGCGACCUGUUAAGAGAUCCCAGGGAAACACAGCCUUGGAUAGCAAUGCAGAUUAUCUGACACUGGUCACAUUCCAGCUGCCUUAGAACAAGCCUCUGUCCUGGUUUUCUGCUGGGAUCUCAGUCCUCCCACCCUGAGGACUCUGGGGUUUGUUCCCUGAGCAGAAUUCCGGCACAGCCAGCGCAGAUGGGGGUGUGGAGAUCCAGCCUGGGAGAUACAAAUGCAAAUUCAGGUAAAUAAAGUGGAUCAGUCUGUCUGCACAUCCUGUGUAAAGUGAUCUCAGCAGCUGCUGCAAGUCCUUUUGAAUACCUAAAACCUCCUGCUAGCAGAUGAUUCCAAGCACAAUUGCAAGCUAAGACAAGAGAUGGAGCAUUGUCUGUUCAGACAACAUGAUUUCCCUGGAUUUCUCUGCAUUUAUGUGCUCUUGGGCCUGCAAGGCUGAAACAAUUCCUUGUUAGCCUCAAUUGAUGCCCUGCAGUUACCCAGAGAUGGCUUUUUGGUUUCCUGGAUGAACUUUCUGGAAUUGAGUGCCCUUACUUUCUUUUUUUCAGAAGUGGUUUCUCAGAUGUUACAUUUCUGUGAACUUUUCACUGGCAGUUUUUGUGCAAUAGAGCAAAGCUGGGUUUGCUGUAGGAAGUCCCAACGUAAACGCCACGGAUAUUUUCAGCGCUGUUCUUUCAUACUGGCUCUUUCUCUGCCUCCGUUUCCAGCAGCCAGAAUGAAGCAAUUUUUCACCACUAUCUUUUUAUUUAUACUGACUUUAAACGGGAUUGAAGUAGCACAUUCAUUUCACAAAAAAAAAGGAAAAGUGCCCUCACACUGGUUUCACUGAAAAAUUAAAAAAAAAAAAAAAAAAAAAAAAAAGAAAAAAUUGAACUGGAGCUGUUGGUCGUUCUUUCAUUUGUGUGUAGUGAAGUCCUUCGAGGAGUUUGUUCUUACAUCUUGUCCCUGUGAGUUGAUCCGAUAUUCUCUUUGUCUAGUCUUCUACAGAACUUCUCUCAGCCAAACCACCACUUAGCAUCACUUUGUUUCUCAGUCACUUCAGCCUUCCUCAAGGCUGGCCUUAAAAUUGCAAACUGGAGCAAAAGCAGCCAAGAUGGGAUCUCCAGUGCCGCAUGGGGUCCCUGGUGUGAUGCAGAAUAGUGGCAAAAACGCAGCGUAGUGUAGAGUAGAACGAGUAACUGUGGCAUGUAGAGAAAGAACCCACAUCCUUGGUGUG